Messenger RNA from Colletotrichum phormii, 1696 nucleotides. Its product is annotated as serine-threonine protein kinase 19-domain-containing protein. The record is from RefSeq and is a predicted model, not a curated record. NCBI's taxonomy places the organism in Eukaryota, Fungi, Ascomycota, Sordariomycetes, Glomerellales, Glomerellaceae. Gene Ontology annotation, biological process: protein phosphorylation; positive regulation of Ras protein signal transduction. The transcript has 2 exons. Gene Ontology annotation, molecular function: protein serine/threonine kinase activity. Bases 1 to 1275 code for a protein of 424 amino acids.
AUGCCCUUGCGGUCAAUACUAGGCGGCGGCCGAGUAAAAAAGCCAAAACCAAAGCCGAAGCCAUCAGCUUCGCCACGGAAGAACAGCGGGACAAGUAGUAAUAGCCCCCGCAAGUCCGCCGGCGGCAGCAGCAGCAGCACCAACAAAAAGAAGACCACCGCCACCCCAUCAGACGUCCAAGAUGACAACGGCUACUACGACGACAACGACGACGACUUUUUCCACGACAGGCUCGACGACGCAGGGCUCGUCGCGGCGCUGGCGACGGACAUGUCGCUGCGCGACGUCGUCCAGGCCGUCAAGUACACCCGCACCCGCAUGUUCGGCCCCGUCCCCACGGAGGCGGCCGGCAUGAACUCCACGCGCAUCGCCGAGGUGCUCAAUUACCGCAGAGCCAUGCCGGGCAUAGUGACAACAUCGCACCUCCAUGCGCUCCUCGCCUCUCCAACGGCAGUGGAGCGCGAGGUCGCAGAGUUGCAGCGCGGCGGAGCGCUUCGCAAGAUUUACGUGCAACGUCGCGGCGGCCUGGGCGAGGCCCUCAUCCAGACGUCUGAACUGGAGGACAUGAUUGCCAAAUCGGCCAAGUUAGACCAAGACGCAAAGACCGCCUAUGUGAAGUUCCUACGGGAGAAUCCCCUGGCGCAAACGAUGCCGCGCCUGGCCUGUGGCGGCCACAAACAGGCCGACGCCCUGGUGCGGGCCGGGUUCCUGACAUCCAGCAUACAUCCGCAGCACGUAAACACACCUUUGAUGAACUUACAUCUGCGCCCGGAGGACCGCGGUAGCCUGAUGAGCAUCCAGGCCGUCUCCCGCGCAGCGUCCGGAAGCUUCGACGCCGUGGGCGGGCAAGGAGGAAUACACGCCGCGGGUGGUGGGGGAGGGGCGCCGCGUCUAUCCCGCGGCGGCGGCGCCGCCGACGCGUCAUCAUCAUAUUCGGGGGCCGAAUUCACCAUCGCGGUGCCCGGGAACGGGUCGUUUCUAAAACUGACCGCCGCCGCCGUGGAGCACCUCACCCAGCUCCUGGCCAAGUCGCAAUUUAGGGAGAUGCCCGUGUCUAUGCUCCGGGAGCGGUGGGAGGGUGGCGUAGCCCGUGACGAGGCACGCCUCGCAAGGAAGGCCAGGGGAGAAUUCGCCGGCGUGCUGCCGGGGCGGACCAAACGAUGGAAGGAGUUUUACGGUUUGGAGUUCAACUGGGUGUUGGAGGAGGCCAUGGGCGCCGGUCUUGUGGAAGUCUUUGAGACACGGAGCGUAGGUAGGGGAGUCCGCCUGCUGUGAUACAGGUGAUCGUGAGACUCCCGGAGUCCGUGUACGCCGUGUACGGUUGUCUUGCGCAGCGGGGGAAAGGUUUUAAGCUUGAUACCGUGGAAAUCCCAAAUGUUCUUCGACCAGUCGCCAGAGGCCCAAUGUUGGGAAAACGACGUCGAUGUAACCUGCCUCUUGACAACCUGCCGUGUCGCUUAGCGCCCUCACGUCGACUUGACUGGGAUGCCAUGACCGCCUCCUGGCAUGUUCGUCCGAGUGUCGUUUCUCUGAAAAUUCUUAGAUAAGGAAAACAAAAAACCCAUAGAGAUGGAGCUUUUGUGGUACGUAUAAGAUACUUCGAUCGAGUCAGUUGCCAUUAGUUACUGCUAAGAGCAUCUCUUUCGUAAUUUAAGAAGAGAAAUACUUCCCUACUCUCGAAAUACAUCAUUGAACC